AUGAGGGAAGAAAUGGGAGUUCGUCUUUGUAUCUUUAAGAUCGGGGUGACAUGCCAUCCCGCACGUCGUUUUGAGUGGUACCUAGAAAGAGGGUACACCUGCAUGUGGGUACUGACCCAAUCUGACAGCAUAGACCUCAUUCAUAUGCUUGAGGCAGCUUUAAUACAUGAAUUUGGAAAGCACGUCGGGUGCAAAAACAGACCAAAUUCUGGUGGUGAGGGUGCUCUGAACCGGGCCAACGUGCCUUCUCACCCCCCAUACUAUACUUAUGUGGUUGGGGGUCGGGCAGACCAACCCCGCUGGGUUCCUUGCUGCCGAGUUGUCGAGCUAGCCCGGGCAGAGGUGAGUGGGAAUCCACGUCCCAAUGCUGCUGUGAAACGUUUUGCCAAAAUCCCUGUUGAAGAUGCGGAGGCUGGCUGUCAUGAGUUGUUCAGGGAGCUAGGCCUAUGUGCGCCUGUCAAAGUAGAGUAUCCAACAAUGGAUGGUAUGAAGAGCAUACCCUACAUCAGGAUCAGCUCUUGGGCACAAUGGCUACUUGACACGAACAGGCUUUGGAGACAAUUUGUAGGAGUGGGCAGCUGGGAAAGAAUGCAAGUUGUCCUUGGCGAGUACUGGGCUCGCUUCAGGGAGCUAUACCCUAAUCACGAGGUGUUUACUUUGCCUUGUGACCUCAAAAGGACCAUUCCUUUCUAUUCUCAUUCUGAUGAGGGCCGGACUUACAAAUCGAAACCGAUCUAUGUCUUGUCAGUUCAUGGGGCCUUGGGGAGGGGCACCAGCUCCUACGUCCGCAAGCAGAAGCACAAGGCAGAGCUUUCUAAAUUGCAGAUGGGCCUCAACUUCAUAGGCAACACAUGGGCAACACACAUGAUGUUCACCAGUGUGGUUCGGCAGUUCAUGAACGAAAGAACUGAUUGCUUGGAUAUUUUGCUAGAUAUCUUUGCCUCAGAUUGUGAGAAGCUGAUCACGGAGGGGGUCACUAGUAGUGAUGGCACAAAGACUGUGUUCAUGCUACACAUUGCCACCAAAGGCGACCUUCCUGCCUUAGCUAAAGUUGGAGGACUGACAAGGACAUUUUCUCACGUUUGCAAGGCAAGUUCUAGCCGCACUGCGUCCAAAGGCAUCUGCCACUACUGCAAAGCAGGUCAGGAGAGAAACGAACAUGGGCAAGUAGAUUGUCCCUUUGAGGAUUUUUCACUACAGCCAUCAUGGCUUCCUACUAUGCACACUUCAGAUCCGUGGUUGAGAGAACCCACAUUACUACGGGGCAUUCCUUUGGAUCGAUCCAGUCGGGCACAGUUCUUUGAAACUGACAUUUGGCACAACAUGCAUUUGGGGUGCCUGAAACAUUGGGUGGCAUGUGCUUUCGUGUCUUUGAUUGAGAGGCUGGGUUUGGCCCCCCUUCAAGGGUCUGUUGAAGCUAAGUUUUGGCUGACCAGUGACUUCAAAGCGUUUUGCCGCACCCGCAAGAUCUCACCCUAUUUGUCAGAGAUAUCAAGGGCAACCAUGGCCUUUCCUAUGUCAAGUGCAUGUCCUCUGGGGCAAUGGUCCAAAGGUGUGGUCUCAACACACUUCUGCCAGUACUUAGAGACGUUGUGUGAUCGGUAUGGGGUUGGCGAAUCUGACGAUGUG
Messenger RNA from Cladocopium goreaui, 1629 nucleotides. The record is from the annotation of a GenBank genome assembly. Lineage: Eukaryota; Dinophyceae; Suessiales; Symbiodiniaceae.